UUACGCAUUCUUCGUAGGAUAUUUUGCGCAGACUGUAUUCAGGAGUCAGGCGCCGUCAUGUUACCACCGUGGGGCCGUAACCUAGACAGAUGCGAGGACAUAGAGUGACGUUGUGUUGCUGCGUUUAACGUUACCUCUACUACCACUGAAACCUCGUUGUUCUCAACGACCUGAGAUUUCCUAGCUUGUUAGCUACUUCUGCAAUUGUUUCAUGUCAAUUAAAAUAAUGAAUUGUAGCAUCACGUUCACUACCAUAAUCAACAGGCAGUGUCUGAACAAUCAGUUCCGAAAAUGAACAAAGCUGUCCUAACCAGAGAGUGAAGCAGACAUUAACUAGCUUGCUACAUUAGCCUGCUAGGUGUUGUUGCCUGCGGUAUCCGCGUCUCCGACCAGAGAGUGUGAAACAAACGCUGGGCGGUGAUGGACUUUCCAGGGCACUUUGACCAGAUCUUCCAGCAGCUGAACUACCAGCGUGUGCAUGGGCAGUUAUGCGACUGUGUGAUAGUGGUGGGCAGCCGCCACUUCAAAGCGCACAGAUCCGUCCUGGCGGCCUGCAGCACACACUUCCGUGCCCUCUUCACUGUUGCUGAGGGUGAUGCCAGUAUGAGCAUGAUCCAGCUGGACUCGGAGGUGGUUACUGCUGAGGCCUUCUCUGCACUCAUCGACAUGAUGUACACGUCCACACUCAUGCUAGGCGAGAGCAACGUCAUGGAUGUACUGCUGGCCGCUUCACACCUGCACCUCAAUGCCGUGGUGAAGGCCUGCAAGCACUACCUGACCACGCGUACCCUGCCGCUCUCGCCCGCCAGUGCUGCUCAGCACCCGCUGCACCACGCGGAGGCGCCCAAAGGGGGCGCUGGCGGCAGCAGCAACAGUGGCAGCCCCAGCUCUCGCCUGCAGCGCUCCUUCCUGCUGCAGCAGCUCGGCCUCAGCCUGGUCAGCUCGGCCCUCAGCGGCGGAUUGGUGGAGGAGGGCAGAGAGGGUGGCGCCAUCGAGCAGCGAGCAUCCUUCCCUAACCGCCGCCUGCACAAGCGCAAGCCCAACCUGUCCCUGAUGGGCUCCGAGGCCGAGAGGGCCAGGCAGCGGCUGCGUCCGGCGUCCGCCUCCGAGGGGCUGCUGUGUGGCAACGCAGAGGGCAGCAGCACCACAGAGUCCGGCCUCCUCUCGCCAGACUCCCACAACAAGGUGGGCGAGGACUCCAAACCGGACAUCGUCGCAGGAGUCACUGCCAUGGACGCUGUGGCCAGCAGCGGGGCGGACUACGGCCGCAGGUCCGUGGCCCAGGAGGACGCCCAGAUGCCCAGCCAGUCGGACGGGGGCAGGAGCGGCGGGGGGGCAGAGCCCAUCGGCAAGGAGGAGUACAUGGACGCUGACGGAGAAGGGCAUCUCCAUGGAGACGGCCAGGGGAAGGAGGGGGAGGACGACAAGAUGCAGGUGGUGGUGAAGAGCGAGCCGGUGAGCUCGCCCGAGCCUCACGACGCAGGCAGUGAGGGAGCCUCUCCGCUAGAGGGCGCCGACCAAUCAGAGCCGUGCGUGGAGAAGAGUGAGCUGAGCCCUGGCGUGAGUGAGCGCAGUUACAGCACCCCGCAGCCCAGCACCGAGCGGCUGCAUCGCGAGAGGGAGCGCGAGAGGGAGCGAGCGGGGGAGGCGCAGGGCAGCAGCAGCCUGGAGCCUGGGUCACCGGGCUUCCGCAUCUCCAACUUCUUGGGCGGGAGGAGCUUUGGGGACGACGUGCUUGGCAGCGGGGCCUCCUCGACCAACGAGGGCCGAUUCCUGCUGGGAGCCGGCGACGGGCUCAACUCCUCCUCUCUCCUCCUCUCAUCCCCACACCUGCUCCAGGGGGAGGCGCAGAGCUUUGGGGAGGCACAGGCCGAAUCGCUCUUUCUGCGGCCGGUCCACGAGAGCUCGCUCGGCCUGCAGAGGGCUGGCGCUGCGCCCGACACGUUCGCCCUCGACUUCCAGCGCUCCAGCCUGGGCCUCCACUCGCUCCCACGACUCCCCCGAGCACAGAACACCGCCGCAGGAACGGUAGGUUUCGCAGGUUACCGCCGCAUCGCCCCCAAAACAGCGCUGGGGGAUCCUCAGCACCAGGACCCUUCCUCCUCCUCCUCCUCCUCGUCUGCGUCCUCGUCGGGCGGAUCAGUGCUGCUGAAUGGCACGGCGGCAGGCUUUGAGGGGGGCUCGGGCUUUCCCAACCACCCCCAGCUCACGCGUGCCUCCGCCGACGUCCUGUCCAAGUGCAAGAAGGCGCUCUCCGAGCACAACGUGCUGGUGGUGGAGGGAGCUCGCAAGUACGCCUGCAAGAUCUGCUGUAAGACCUUCCUCACCCUGACGGACUGUAAGAAGCACAUCCGCGUACACACAGGGGAGAAGCCCUACGCCUGCCUCAAGUGUGGGAAGCGCUUCAGCCAGUCCAGCCACCUCUACAAACACUCUAAGACCACGUGCCUGCGCUGGCAAAACAGCAACCUGCCCAACGCCCUGCUCUAGAGUCCAGCCCAAGAGCGUGAAGCACGAGGACACACACAGCUACACACACAUGCUUACAACUCAUCUGAACAAGAACAAGAACUCAUACACUUCUCCAAAGAACACGUCCCUGCAAAAACAGUCCUAUUUAAACACAGAGGACACUCACACUCUUUGACACAAACACACUGGACAACCUAACCUGCUCUCACCUUUUCUCUGAACAAGGAUAGUCAUGGCUUUGGUGUGUGACUGUGAUUCUGUUUCCUGUAUCCUGUUUUGAAUCACACUUUCAUUAAAUGAAAAGUUACUGAGGUGGCCCAUGGGUGGUGGUAGAAGAUGAAGACUUUCCUGAAAGACUCUCUGAGGGGAGAUGAGGUUUGUUGUUAUGACCUGACGAGAGCAUUCAUGUGUAAAUGCCUUUGAAACUGAAAGCACCUUUUAAAAAUUAUUGUUUUAGCACUAAGGAAGUAAAAGUGAUGAUGUUGCUUCCUUCAUAGUUUUUAUCAUUUUUUAUUUCCAUGCUGGCACUGAGCUUUUUUUAUUCAUAUGAACUAAAUAGUGUACUGUUUUGAACUGUGUUAAAAAUGAAGUGGAAAAGCAUUUAGAAGAAUUUGUUAAUUAUGAUGUUUCUACUGAACCACGGUAAGAUUUUGUCCCCAUGUCACAGUUACUGAUUUGCACAGAAAGCUCAUUUUUAGAAUGGGCGUAUUCCAAAUCCAGUAUUUUUUCUUUGUGCCCAUAUGUGUGUACAUUGGAACAGCAGUGUGUUUGAGCGCGAUGUUUGUGUGUGUGUGUGUGUGUGUGCGUGGGUGUAGCACCUGGUGCUGAUGCUGAUAUAUCCUACUGUUCUCCUGUACGUAAACUGAGGGGCUGAAAGAGAGGAGGACUACCAACGCCACAUCCUGAUGUAAAUACAGCAAGUGUUCCUAACGAGAAGCUGAUAAACUAUGUGCAACGCUUUUAAGAAAAGUUUUCGUGUGAUGUGAUCAUUUCCGGUGUGUAUCUGCAUUUCUCUGUCAGACCUGCUCGAGCUGUACUGUAUGUGAUAGAAAUGGUUCUUCCUCUUCCAACCAAAAAUCCAGUAACAUUCCUGUAUGGAGGGUGGAGGAUGGGGUGGGUCCAGUCCGGUCAGGCCCCGCAGCGGAGUCUGCCUACCAGACUGGGUCCAUGGGGUCAUGGCUGAGCUAACAGGAGUUAAUGAUUGGUGGAGCAGUCUGGCUAGAACCAGCUCACUCUUUCCAGCUGAGACUGUAUGUGAGCUAAACUACUUUCCCACCCUUCUGGGUACAUCUCUCUCACUGCUCACUCACGCCGUCUCAGAUGGCUGCACCCAGCUGGCUUUGGAGCUCAUCAGUAAACAGCUGCCAAGGUCAAACUGAGCGAGUAGCUGGAGCUGAACUCCACCAGGACCUCUCUUGCUCUUCACCUCCAUGACCACAGGAAUGCCCACUCAUGGUGCUGUACUUGUGUUGAAAAGUUAUUGUCCCUCCACCUCAUGUUGUGCUGUGGUUUUGGGCCUGUUACUGGUUUAAAAUAUGUCAUGUUCAGUAUGAAUCAUUGAAAGUGCACUGUAUGCAAAGGCUCUGUUUGAGUAGAGCGAAGGGGUGAUAUGAAAAACGGAAGUGAUCCCUUGUGGACAUAGUGGGAGUAAACUGCCUUAUGACUCUUACGCUUCUGAAGCCUAGGUCUUAACAUGCCAAAAGAGAAGGAAUGACUCAAUUGAAACAUACUGUAGUAAAAAAGGAAAAAGGACUAGAAAUGUAUUUUUAUUUUGUUGUUCUUUUGUAAGAUGCUAACUAACAAUGAACGUUUUGUUGCGAUCACUGUAUAUCCCAAAAUAAAAGAACUUUUCAAUGGUUUAGUUGUA
Molecule: messenger RNA, 4339 nt
Organism: Alosa sapidissima (American shad)
Lineage: Eukaryota; Metazoa; Chordata; Actinopteri; Clupeiformes; Clupeidae
Product: zinc finger and BTB domain-containing protein 5
Exons: 2
Coding region: 421-2490 (689 amino acids)
Biological process (GO): regulation of transcription by RNA polymerase II
Cellular component (GO): nucleus
Molecular function (GO): RNA polymerase II cis-regulatory region sequence-specific DNA binding; DNA-binding transcription factor activity, RNA polymerase II-specific; protein binding
Source: RefSeq, a predicted model, not a curated record